Molecule: messenger RNA, 1275 nt
Organism: Centruroides sculpturatus (bark scorpion)
Lineage: Eukaryota; Metazoa; Arthropoda; Arachnida; Scorpiones; Buthidae
Product: GTPase Obg-like
Exons: 1
Coding region: 1-1275 (424 amino acids)
Molecular function (GO): GTPase activity; GTP binding; magnesium ion binding
Source: RefSeq, a predicted model, not a curated record
AUGAAAUUCGUUGACGAAUGCCAAAUUGAAGUGCGCGCCGGGCGCGGUGGUGACGGCGUUAUUUCGUUUCGACGCGAGAAAAAAGUUCCCCGGGGCGGACCUGACGGCGGUGACGGCGGUCGCGGCGGCAACGUCUUUUUGCGCGGUGAAAGCGGACUCAACACGCUCGUUCAUCUCCACCAACUUAAGAUUAUUCAGGCCGAGCAGGGUUCUAGCGGCCAGUCCAAGAACCGAACCGGCGCCAGCGGUCAAGAUCUAGUCGUGAAAGUGCCGCUUGGCACGCUUGUUUACGAGCGGGGAAAACUGGUCCACGACGUGGUAAGUUCGGAAAAUUACCUAGUGGCCCGCGGCGGAGUUGGUGGCCAUGGCAACGCCCGGUUUAAGUCGGCUCGCAACCCGGCUCCGCGACUUUGUGAAAACGGUCGACCGGGCCAAAAACGCCGCCUCGAUUUGAGUCUUAAAGUUUUGGCCGACGUGGGACUAGUCGGACUGCCUUCGGUCGGCAAAUCGUCUUUGCUGGGUCGGCUUUCCAAAGCGAAAGCCAAAGUGGCUGAUUACCCUUUUACCACGCUCGUACCCCAACUUGGCCUGGUCAAAGUCGGCGAUUUUUCGUUUGUGCUGGCUGAUCUGCCGGGUUUGAUCGCCGGAGCGAGUCAAGGCAAAGGUCUUGGUCACGCCUUUUUAAAACACAUCCAGCGAACACGGGUGAUUUUGCACGUGCUUGACCUUGGUCAAGCCGACGAUGACUUGUCAAAGAACUACCAAACGAUUCGUAACGAACUGACUAGUUUUGACCAGCGCUUAGCCGACUUGCCCGAGUUAGUCGUGGCUAACAAAAGCGAUUGUUCCGGCUUUGAAAAACGUUUUAAGACGCUCGUGCAAAAGUUGGGACCAGACCAAGUUUUGGCUGUUUCGGCUAAGACCGGCGCCGGACUUGAAACGCUCAAAGCCCGCGUGACCGCGCUUUUGGAAAAAAAUCGCUCAACCGCUCAGGACCAGGGCGAGGAGUUAGCAUUGACGAUUGAACUUGAGCAAACUAGCGAGCCGACUUUGGUCAGACGGACUGGUCCAAACAGCUUUGCGGUCACAGGCAGCGAGGUUGAAAAAGUUUGCCAGCGCAUUCCGCUCAAUUCGCUCGACAAUAUCCGGCGUUUUAACCGCAAGAUGCGCCAGCUCGGCGUUUGGGAUCAGCUCGCCAAACUGGCGGCUAAGCCGGGUGAUAGCGUGAGCAUUUUCGGCCACCAACUGACUUGGCAAAGCGAUCCUGAUUUAUAA